CCUCCGCUCGGUGUGAAAUUACCAGACUUCUCCCUUUCAAUCUUCAGUGAUAAUACUAGAAACUUCUAUGGCGGCGGCACCAACAGCUUCAGCUUCAACAGCUUAUCUUUGUUCAUAUGCUUCUCCUCAUCGCCCAUCUCUUCCUUCAUCUUCUUCAAAUUAUUUCCAAACCCAUUUUUCCUUGAAACCCAUUUCCUCCAGAGGCUUUUGUUUUUGUUUGCCCAAAAAUGCAAACAUUCCGGUAAUCAAUAACAACAGCAGCAGGAGAUGCCGAUUUCUUAAAGCUUCUCAGUCACACUCCGAAGACUCCGCUUCCGAAACUGAUGAUGAAGAUGAGACUCCUCUCAGUAAAACAGAAGAGGAAGCGGACCAAGAACUUCCUUCAAGAUUGGAGUCUACUAUCUCAGCUUAUAAGGAGGCCAUUUUAAAUGGAGAUGAGAAAAGUAUAUCCGAUUUUGAAGAGAUAAUACACAUGGUAGAAAAGGAGAGGAAUGAGUUGUUAGAAAAGGUUUCUGUUUUGUCAGAUGAAAUUGGUGCUCAGAAGGACAAGUAUGUUCGUUUGCAAGCAGAUUUUGACAACUUCAGGAAGAGAACAGAGAAUGAGAAGCUAACAAUAAGGAGUAAUGCCCAGGGAGAAGUGAUUGAGAGUCUCUUGCCUAUGGUAGAUAACUUUGAACGAGCCAAGCAACAUAUCAAACUAGAGACAGAGCAGGAAAAGAAAAUUGAUGCAAGUUAUCAGGGCAUAUACAAGCAAUUUGUAGAAAUCAUGAAGAACUUGGGUGUAUCUGUUGUACCAACUGUUGGGACAUUAUUUGAUCCUAUGUUACACGAGGCUAUUGCCCAAGAGGAGUCUGAAGAGUUCAAGGAGGGUGUUAUAAUUGAAGAGUUCCGUCGUGGUUUUCUCCUUGUGGACCGACUUUUAAGACCAGCUAUGGUCAAGGUUUCUUCAGGUCCUGGGGUAAGGCAACCCUCUUCAGCGGCAUCCGAGCAGUCAGAGCAACCUGCUACUGCUGGAGUUGAGGAAAUAGAGUUCAGCGAACAAUCAACAGGAUAAAUCCCCCUGGAGAAUGUCUUUCCAAUCAACCUUCAUGAACCCUUGAUUCCUCCACUGCUGUAAUCGACACUUUUUCAAGCUGAGAUCUAUUUCUCUCAAUACAGGUCUUGCUACAUGAUGUUUCUGCAAAAAGACGACGAACCUGAAUUUUCCCAUGGAACAUUCUCUUUAAAAAUUUAAAGGAAGAGGAAAUGUGAAACCUUAACCGCUUUGAAGCAUGUGAGCCUUCUACAGUAGUAGCGAUUGAGGCCCUUUCACUGUACUAGUGUUGAGCUGGAAAACAUGCAAUCAUAUUUUUUAUUUUUGCUACUUGCAGAUUUAGUUUAAUAUGGAUUUUAGAGUUUUAA
This is a messenger RNA of Coffea arabica (coffee), 1401 nucleotides long. RefSeq lists its product as uncharacterized. Gene Ontology annotation, molecular function: protein homodimerization activity; adenyl-nucleotide exchange factor activity; protein-folding chaperone binding. The record is from RefSeq and is a predicted model, not a curated record. Gene Ontology annotation, cellular component: chloroplast. NCBI's taxonomy places the organism in Eukaryota, Viridiplantae, Streptophyta, Magnoliopsida, Gentianales, Rubiaceae. Gene Ontology annotation, biological process: protein folding.